AUGGAGGUUGACACCCCAGUGACCCUUGAUAUGAACAAGGAUGAAGAGCUGGACGCGCUUAAGAUAUGUCACCAAGCGCUCGAAAGUGUGAAAGAGGUGGAAGUGUUGGUAGAGCAGCAAUUGACACAGUUGAAGCAAGCGUGCGAGGAAAAGGAGAGAAAUGUUGCAGAGGAACUGAUGGCGGCAUUGGAUUGCUUCGCGCAGAUGGAAGUAGUAGAGGCCGUGGAAGAGCUAGCCAUAAAGGCAGCUAUGAUCAAUGAGAUUGAGAAGUGUACGGGAUGGGAGCGAGAACAGACAGUGGUGAAUUGUAAGGAGUUGAAAAAGAGGAUGAUAAAAUUAAUGGAGAAGGAAAAAGAAGUGUUGUCACUGCAGCGCGAGCUGAAAUUGGCACGUAAGGCAGCUGAGGAGACAUCGAAGACUGAUAUCGAAGCAUUGAAGAGGUUGCAGCGCGAGGAGGCACGGUUUAAUCACACGAUUCUGCCUGGUUGGCCGUGGGAUACGAGUAGGAUCAUUCAAUACGGAUGGCAUAUGGCACGUCAAUGGAGUGGUCGACAAUACGUCCGAAAGGGCCAAGGACUACUCUGUUUUACUGCUGGUCUUUCCGUGAAGUCCGGGCGUAAUAACCGCGUCUUGUUCGCUGAUGAAGUUGGAACCGUUGUGGGGGUGAUGCCGCUAAGGGAACCUGAGGAUGUUCCUUCGUGGAUUCAGUUCACUGCAGCGGUUGACCUCUGGUUAUCCUGCGGAACGCAUGUUUGGAUGGUGAAUGGGCCCCGCUCAUGCGAUGAUGUUAGCUGGAAUCGUAUAAACCAGAGAGCGCGGACCCACAUUCUUGGAUACCUCGAUGACCUUGCCGACUUUGUGCACCAGUGGCACGAUCUCCUAUCAGAAGAUAUUGGAGUGCUAAAAGCUUCCAUAGCCUAUCUCCGUGUAGGAUUAGUGGAAGAUCCAAGGAAGUGGUGGGAAGUACCACGCGCAAUGGAAUUGUACGAUCUUCUCCAAGGCAACUUAUGGAAUACUGUGUUCAUUUGGAGCCGCUCAAAGUGA
Haemonchus placei is the source of this 1044-nucleotide messenger RNA. The record is from the annotation of a GenBank genome assembly. NCBI's taxonomy places the organism in Eukaryota, Metazoa, Nematoda, Chromadorea, Rhabditida, Trichostrongylidae.